AUGGUCCGCGAGCAGGAGCCACCCAAGGCGCCGCUCGUCCCUGCAAAACAAAACCUGAUAUCUCAGAAGCCAGUACCGAGGCAGCGGAGUACUAUGUCGAAGCCAGCUGCCUCCGAUGAACCGCAAUUCGGAGUCCCAUCACCGCUUCGUCUAAUUCCUCAAUCCUUCUCAACCAGACCUCAACAGGCUCCACCUAGCCAGCCGACUUCCCUUCCAUUUUCUGAUCAAUCGCUCUACUCCCCGGUGAUCAAUCCUUCUUUUCACCCCUCGUCCUUUGAUCAGCAGACCAAAACUUCGCCUCCGUAUCACGCCAAGCCUAAAGAAAAAUACUCCGAGCUAUUCAUACCCUCCAGAAAGCCUGUGAAGCCAGCCGCCAACCCUCUAUCACAAGCAAGAAAUACCAUGAACAGCCAUCAACAGGAUCUACAAGCUCCUGUACCCAACAGCGAUGAUGAUUUCGUUGAGAUCCCACGCCCAGCUAACCAGCCAGCGUUUGCGCCCAGACCAGCCCAACCUCCAAUCUUCUCUUCGCAGCCCAUCCUUCCCAAGCCGAUCAGCAAUUUCAUCGACUUGACUGCUAAUACAAUUGGCAUGGCUACGAACAAUGAUCUGUUCCAUGAUAGGUUUGGAGCAGCAGAUCCACCUAUGUACAUGGAUUCCGGGAAAGCUACGGACGAUAUCAAAGCGCUUCUUGAAGGCGCUUUUGAGGACGAAGAUGACAAACCACGCACACGGCAGAGGAAGAAACAAGUGACAGACGGUCUAGUCGCAAAGCUGGAGGGAUUAAACGUCGAAGGUGCUGAAAAAGAGGCAGACGCGGCUGAGGACGAGGAAGCCGAGGAAGAUGACGGUACUGUAGAGGGGCUGAAGGUCAAACUUUUACCGCAUCAGGUUGAAGGGGUCAAUUGGAUGCGGGACAAGGAGCUGGGUACAAAGAAGACAAGAGGUGUUUUCCCCAGAGGUGGCAUUCUGGCAGACGAUAUGGGCCUGGGCAAAACCAUCCAAUCAAUUGCCCUCAUGUUGACAAAUCCAAAACCCUCAGCCACGGAGUCGGAGAGGUCUGACAACAAGAGGAAGCUUCCAGCCAAUCUCGACAAAGGUACAUUGGUUGUGGCGCCACUGGCCUUGAUCAAGCAAUGGGAAGGAGAAAUCCGAGAUCGUGUUGAAGACACCCACACUCUUCGUGUCUGCGUCCAUCAUGGCCCUCAACGAGCGAAGAGCUUCAAAGACUUGAGGAAAUAUGAUGUCGUGAUUACUACAUACCACACUCUUGUCUCGGAGCAUGGCUCAUCCGGGGACAACCUCAAGGUUGGCUGUUUUGGCAUCAACUGGUACCGCGUCAUUCUGGACGAAGCACAUUCCAUCAAAAACAGAAACGCCAAAGCUACCAAAGCAGCUUGCGCCCUGAACUCCGAGUACCGUUGGUGCUUGACCGGAACACCGAUGCAGAAUAAUCUCGACGAGCUACAGAGCUUGAUUCACUUCCUACGCAUCAGGCCUUACGAUGAUCUCAACAACUGGAGGGAACAGAUCACCCGUCCCAUGAACAAUGGGAGAGGAGGACUGGCAAUCAGACGUCUACAGGUCUAUCUCAAGGCUUUCAUGAAGCGAAGAACCAAAGACAUCCUGAAACAGGAGGGCGCACUUAGAAGUGGUGGCGCGGUAAAGGAAGGUGAAAAAUCCAACGGGUUCAAGAUCGUCAAAAGAACAGUCGAGAAGGUUGAAGCCGAGUUCACACCUCGGGAGCGAGGGUUUUAUGAACGGCUAGAAUCGAGGACCGACAAAAGUCUCGAACAAAUGAUGGCGGGGAACAAGAUGAGCUAUGCUUCUGCACUCGUCUUGCUGUUGCGUUUACGUCAAGCGUGUAAUCAUGCGAACUUGAUCAAGGGCGAUCUGGCCAAGGAGGCAGACGCUUUCGUCAACGGAAGUGGCAAUCAGACACCAGGCAGGAAAAAGGCUGUCAAGGAGGAUGAUAUGGACUCAAUUUCUGCCAUGCUGGGAGGCUUGAGUGUGGCCACCAAGAGAUGCGACGUCUGCCAGAUCGAGCUGUCUUCGAAACAUUCAGCGGCUGGCGCGAUCAGAUGUGCCGAGUGUGAAGCUGAUCUAGAAGACGAUAAGAUUAGGCAGCACGCUGUUGAAGAGCGGAGAAGGAAGAAAGAGAAAAAGUCCUUGAGGCGGGCUCAAAAGCAAGAGAGAGCACAGAGAAAACCCCGGAGAAAUGUUAUUACGGACAGCGACGAUGAAGAGGACGAAGGCGAGUGGAUCGUACCCGAGAAGCAACAGAACGUCUCCGACCUAGGCAGGGCUGGUGGUUCUGAUGACGAGGAUGCUGAAGGGGGUGGUGAAUGGAUCGCGUCUGACUCUGAGAACGAAGCCCGCUCGGUUCGUCGAAAACAGAAGCCAGUAAACCUCAUAAGUGACGACGAGGAACAGGCUUCUGAGAACGAAGACGAAAACAACAGCUCAACCAGCGAUGGAAACGACGAGGAUGACGAAGACGACGAAGACGUUUCCAGCGAUGACCAGGGCGACGUUCAAUCUCCGAUCAUCUCGACCAAGAUCCGCCACCUCCUCCGAAUCCUGCACCGCGACUCCGCCACCCACAAAUACAUCAUCUUCUCCUUCUUCACCUCGAUGCUCGACCUGAUCGAGCCCUUCCUCCGCCGCGACGGCCUCACCUUCACCCGCUACGACGGCCAGAUGCGCAACGACCUCCGCGAAGCCAGUCUCGAACGACUGCGCACCCAUGCCAAAACCCGCAUCCUCCUCUGCAGUCUCCGUGCCGGCUCACUGGGCCUAAAUCUCACCGCGGCAAGCCGAGUCGUGAUUCUAGAGCCGUUUUGGAAUCCGUUUGUAGAAGAACAAGCCAUCGACCGCGUGCACCGGCUCAACCAGACCCAAGACGUGGUCGUGUACAAGCUCAGCGUCAAGGACACGGUCGAGGAACGCAUCUUGGAUCUGCAGGACAAGAAACGCCAGCUCGCCGACGCGACCAUCGAGGGCAAGACCGCCGCCGCCAAGCUGACCAUGGAGGAUAUGCUCAAGCUGUUCAGACACGAUGCCGAGCAUGGCACUGCUCAUGCCGAGGCUGACGGGGUGGGCGUCGGCUUGGAUCUGGGUAGGGCGGGGGGAAGGAGGGUGCUGCUGGAGAAUGACAGUGCUGCGGGUGGUGAUGUCGAUGCGGUGCGUGGGAACGGGAUUCAGAAGGCCAAGACGGGGAGGGAGCACGCGGUUUAUGGGCGGAGGUGGUAG
Endocarpon pusillum Z07020 is the source of this 3252-nucleotide messenger RNA. RefSeq lists its product as uncharacterized. NCBI's taxonomy places the organism in Eukaryota, Fungi, Ascomycota, Eurotiomycetes, Verrucariales, Verrucariaceae. Gene Ontology annotation, cellular component: cytoplasm. The transcript is spliced from 2 exons. The record is from RefSeq and is a predicted model, not a curated record. The coding region runs from base 1 to 3252 and encodes 1083 amino acids. Gene Ontology annotation, molecular function: ATP binding; ATP-dependent chromatin remodeler activity.